Molecule: messenger RNA, 3580 nt
Organism: Amphiprion ocellaris (clown anemonefish)
Lineage: Eukaryota; Metazoa; Chordata; Actinopteri; Pomacentridae
Product: bromodomain-containing protein 4
Exons: 10
Coding region: 485-3112 (875 amino acids)
Source: RefSeq, a predicted model, not a curated record
AGAAGAAGAAGAAGAAGAAGAAGAAGAAGAAGAAGAAGAAGAAGAAGAAGAAGAAGAAGAAGAAGAAGAAGAAGAAGAAGAAGAAGAAGAAGAAGAAGAAGAAGAAGAAGAAGAAGAAGAAGAAGAAGAAGAAGAAGAAGAAGAAAUCUGUCGCUGUGAUUCCGGUACCGGAGCUCCGUUCCUCUGAACAGACCGGAUAGUUUCGGUGUUUCUGCCGGUAAACGGCCUGAAAUGAAACGUUAGAGGACAGGAGGGAAAGUGACGGAGCGACGGGGCCGUGAGCAGGUAAACCGAUCCGGUAAAGUCCCGGUGUAGCGGCCUGCUAACGGCAGCUAGCUGCAGCUAGCUGCCGUUAGCCGCCGUUAGCUCCGUCACUCUCCUUUGUCCCUGAAAUCUCGCUCAGUCCCCUCACCCCCAGCAACUCCGCUCUACCUGCCUCCUGACGUCACACCACACCCCGCUGUGACGACAUACAGUCUUCACUAUGCUCUCUCGACCGCUGCCACUCAAUGAGAGUGAUGAAGGGGGGCGGGGCCUGGUAGCUGUGACCCCACCCCCUGCUCUCCCAUUGGCUGAUGAGGACAAUGAAGAUGACACACAAACAGGAUUUUUCUCUCCUCUUGCGCCUCCAUGGAGCUCCUCCUCUUCCUCCUCCCCUUCUUCUCCUCCUCUUCCUGCAGUGGAGACAGCAGCUCUUUCUCCUCCCUCUUAUUUCUCUGCUUCUCUUUUCUCCUCAGCUCCUCCUCCAUCUGUUUCUCCGUCUACUCCUCCUCCAUCUGUCUUUGUAGCUCCUUCCACCUCUUCUGUUUUUUCUCCUCCUCCUGUAGCUCGUUCUCCUUCUUUUCCUCCUCUUCCUCUCUCUGUUCCUCCUUCGUCUUCCUCCCAUGUUUCUCCUCUUCUCCCUACAUCCCUCCAUCGUUCAGCUAGUUCUGUGUCUUCUCCUCCUGCCCUCAAUCCUCUUCCUGCUGUGUCCCUCCUUUCUUCUCCUCUCACUUAUUUCUCUCCUUCUCUUUUCUCCUCAGCUCCUCCUCGUCCUCCUCUUCCUUCCACCUCUCCUGGCUUUUCUCCUGUUUCUUCAACUCCUUCAGUGUUUUUUCCUCCUCCACCUGCUCGUUCUUCCACCAUGACUCCUUCACCUCCUUCUGUUUUCUCACCUCCUGUAGCUCUGUCUGUUCGCCCUCCUCCUCCCUCUAUUUCUCCUUCAUCUUCCUCCCAUUGUUCUCCUCCUCUCCCUGCAUCCCUCCAUCCUCUAAUACCUUCGAUGUUGUCUCCUCCUUGUGCUCCUUCUCCCUCCUCUUUUAUCUCUCCUUCUCUUUUCUCCUCAGCUCCUCCCCUCCAUCCUCCAUCUGUCUUUUUAACUCCUUUCACCUCUGUACCUUCUUCCCAUGUCUCCUCUGCUCCUCUCUCUGCAUCCAUCCAUCGUCCUUCUAUCUCCAUGUUGUCUCCUUGUCCAGCCUCUUCUCCUGCUGCACCUCCUUCUUCUGUGCAUCUUUCUCCUCUUUUCCCUUCUGCUCCUCUUCCUCCUCAUCACUUCCCCUCUCCUCCUCCUCCCGUCUCCUCUCCUCCUUCAGUAUUUUUCACUCCUCCAACUUGUCAGAUUCUUUCUACCUCCUCUCCUCCUGUUGCUCCACCCCUCUUUGCUCCUCCUCCUCCUGCCCCUUGUUGCCCCUGCUCGGCCCUCCUGCCCCGCCUCCUGUCGGCCCACCGGUUGGAGGUGCGUCGCCUCCUGCGAGGAGCCGUGGCUUCGCUCGGCCGCCGUCUGGAUGCUCUGGAGAGGAGGAGCAGGAGCAGGAAGUGGAGGCCGACAGAAAGCUCCUCCCACCAUAACUGUAGCCACGCCCACCUCCAACACUCAUCACCAGACAGUGAGGUGGCCAUGCCCCCUCUGUCCUCCGCCCAAUCACAGCAGAGAAGGAAGAGAAGGAGGACUCACAGAGGAGGGGAGUUUACUGAGAACAGAGAGGAGGAGGGUGGGAGGUUUGUGGGGAGGAUGGAGUUCUCCUUCAGAGGAGGAGGACAGGAGGAGCUGCUGACGCUGCACAGCUACACCCAGAAGAAACGGAGAAGAAGAGAGGAGGGAGGAGCCAGCCAAUCAACGAAGACCAUUAGUGUCAUCAUGAGGAAGAACGGCUGCAGCUGGCCCCGCCCCUCUUCCCAGCAUGCCGUGCACAUCCUCCCGUCAUCUCGCUGUGGCUUGACCUUCAGCCAAUCGGGGGCCUUUAUGAUCUCCGCUGACCAAUGGUGUUUCUCUGGCUGGGACCCUCCCUUCUCCCUCUCCUCCAAUCACAGUGCUUCCCGCCUGCGGCUCCGCUCCUCCUCCUCCUUUAACUCCGCCCACAUGCUACGCCUGUCAGCUGUUACCAUGGAGAAGAUGUUGGAGUCGGUGAGGGGUCAAGCUUGUUGGAGGCCCCUGCGGCCCCUGAGGGACUGGACGGCCCCGCCCAGUCUGAGCAACGACCACUGUUACAUUCGAGCGGCUUCGUCCAGCUCAGCGUUUUCCGUCCGGAGACAGCAGAAACAGCGAGCCAAUCACAGCGCUCAGAGCUUCCGUCUGCUGCGACGACGAACCCCGCCCCUCCCUGCAUGCUCAGCCAGCGGACUGCCUGUUGCCCUCCCUGUUGUCCGAUCAGCAGCAGGUUCAGGGUUCCUCAGCACCAACGGAGAGCGGAGUAAACGAGUGUCACAGAUCCGAAUCCGUCGGGCGUCACCUCGAGAAACGCUGCUCACACCCAUGGGUCUGCCGAAGGUGAAAAGAUUAAAGAAGAAAGAGUUCAGCUUGGAGGAGAUUUACACCAACAAGAACUACAGAAGUCCCUCCCCCAACAGGAGUCUGGAGACCAUCUUUGAGGAGCCACGUGAGAAAGACGGAGCACUGCUCCUGAUUGGUCAGCAGAGACGGCGACGGCUCCUCCUCUUCCCUGACUUCACUCAGCCCAGGAAGAGGAAGAGGCCGCAAGGGGUGGGGCUUCCUGUUGCAAUGGCACCAAGGAAACGGGCGGCGGCCCGGCGUCAUUGCCACGGCGACACUGAUGACGUGGACCUGGACGUGAUGUUGGUGGAGCGACUGAGCGCGCUCGAAGACUUUCUGAUGCGACAGGGCCUGGAGGUGUGACAUCAUUUCCUGUCAGCUGACUGAAGGCCAAAUGAACAGAGCUGCUAGCAUGGCUGCUAGCAUGGCUGCUAACGCGGUUACCAUGGUGACGGCGUGUGUAGGAUUUACUUUGUUGUUUUUUUGCAGUGUAUGUGGUAUUUUCCAUUUUUUACAGUGUUGGAUACUGAAAUGUGAAAUGCUGGGAUAUUUAAUAUACUAAUUCUGUUUACAGAACACGCCCCGUGUAGGAGGCCACACCCCCUCUAGGACAUGUUUUACUUUAGUCCAGUUUCAACACAUACAGACCCCCCACUGUUCUGGAGUACUCAGCCAGUACUCUACUGUGUAGUACCAGAGUACUCACUCAGUACUGUGUCAGUAUUGUGCAGUACUGCUGGCUGAGGUGUUUGGAGUUUUUAGGCUGUAAUAUAUUUUUUUCUGAUGAGAAGGUGUCUAUUUUUGAAACAAAUAAAAGUUUCUGCUCACAAA